AAGAACCCUGGAGCUUCCUCUCUGCCGUGUCUCGAUUUUCAUUUCCAAUCCCCAGCCCUUUCUCCAUUUCUCCCUUUAUAAUGGCGAUUUUCCCCUCUCUUCACCUUCCACCUCUCAACCCUUCCAACCCUAAUUACAAAUAUCACAAAUUCGCGAGCUAAUCCUCCACUCCAUACACUUCUAAUCUAUUCUAUCUAUCGUAAAAUUUCAACAUAUUUGCUGCCUGUGUAUCGCUUCAUCAACCGAUUAUUUCAGGUUGUUGAGGAGCUUCGAACUAUAGAUGAGUACUCAGGCAAUGAGAGGACAUACUGCAAGAGGUUAUCAUCGUAGGAAAUCAUUGGACUUGGACCUAAACAGCAUGCCACCAACUGAGAACCGAGAUCCUGGGGAGACAUCUCAAUUUGGAUUUCAGGAAGCACAAGUUAAUCAACAACAGUCUGUACAGCCUGCAAUGAUCGACAUUGAAGCCAUUGAUGACGAUGUUAUUGAAUCAUCUGCUAGAGCUUUUGCUGAAGCUAAAAAUAAAUCCAGACGGAAUGCUAGGAAGAAUAUAGUUGAUGUCGACGCAGAAGAGCGGAGCAGGGCGUCAAAUAAUAACCGGAGCAAGCGUAGGAGGGAUGUGCCGAAUCAACAAACUGUAAAUUCUGAUUUAUUAAUCAAUUUGGAAGGCAGCAACAGCUCUAUGAAAGAGAAGGCUUCUCCACCGAAGGAGCCCAAUUUCAGUUGUCCAAUAUGCAUGGGUCCGUUGGUAGAAGAAACAUCAACAAGGUGUGGUCAUAUUUUCUGCAAGGCAUGCAUCAAGACUGCAAUAGCCGUCCAGAGUAAAUGCCCAACCUGUAGGAAAAGAGUAACUGCCAAAGAACUGAUUAGAGUAUUCCUUCCUGGAACAAGCUUGGAGUGAGGCUUAUAUGUGGCUGGAUUUUGAUUUUGAAGACUUCAUUCAAAGUGUAAUGGUUGGAGUUUACUUGUAUGUAAGAAAAGCUAAUUUUUAGGUGGAAAUUUGUGGUGCAUUCUUCUGCUGAUUGAUGUGAUGGAUCUCAGGAAGCGUUAGGAGGAGGAGGAGGAGGAGGAAGUAGCAAGACCAUUUAGAUUUCCACAUUUUUUUUUUCUUUUUCUUCUGUUGUUACGUUGGUGUAAACAAACUGACAAUCAAAUCCAACCAUAAUGCAAUGAGAUUACAUAAAAUCCAUCUACAAAGUUACCUUUGUCGGUCUA
Cucurbita pepo subsp. pepo (vegetable marrow) is the source of this 1215-nucleotide messenger RNA. The record is from RefSeq and is a predicted model, not a curated record. Lineage: Eukaryota; Viridiplantae; Streptophyta; Magnoliopsida; Cucurbitales; Cucurbitaceae.